AUGCUUUCGUCUAAAGGAAAUUCAGCCUCGGGCGCUCCCAUCCAGAUUCAACCUGAAACCGCACCAUCUCUUUCAGGACAGGAAUCUAUUGAUGACGCCAUCGCUGCCGAAGUACGCAUUCAAGCUCACGAGCGAGCAGAUCCUGCGCAGGUCAUUGAGUCAGAGCUGAUGAGCCAUUGGGGUCACGGAGACUCUGGAAAAUCCUACCUUGGGACCAGAAAAAGAGCCGCCAGCGAGAGAAUGUCGAAUGACAAGUUGAGAAUAUAA
Molecule: messenger RNA, 267 nt
Organism: Penicillium angulare
Lineage: Eukaryota; Fungi; Ascomycota; Eurotiomycetes; Eurotiales; Aspergillaceae
Exons: 2
Coding region: 1-267 (88 amino acids)
Source: RefSeq, a predicted model, not a curated record